UCCGUAGUUCGCAGCUUCCAUCCUUUUUCGAUCGUUGAAGUGUUAGGGUUUAUUUCCCUCUUCAAUUCGUUCCUUCGAUUCAAUUGCUGCGUUCCGCGCAUUCAAUCCGAGAUCGUGAGAGUGAGAGCGACGCGCUUCCUUGCUUGGUUGGGGACGAGAUAGAGACGCCAUGGGUGGUGACAGUGCCGUCGAGGAAGCGACGGAAUCGAAGGGCGCAGAAGGGGUCAACAUCAACGUUCGCUGCUCCAAUGGUUCCAAAUUUUCGGUUCAGAUUGCCCUCGAAUCCACCGUCGGAUCCUUUAAGGAUGUUGUCGCUCGGAACUGCGACAUCCCCGCCGACCAACAGCGACUGAUUUACAAGGGUCGGAUCUUGAAGGACGAUCAAACCCUGCAAAGCUACGGUUUGGAUGCAGAUCACACAGUGCAUUUGGUUCGUGGCUUUGCACCUGCCAAUACAACUGGUGGGACCAAUACUAGUGGCACCAAUACCACAACGAAUAAUGCCAGAGGUGCUGGUACUAAUGAUGAUGGGGGUUUGGGAGGGCUUGGUUUUGGAGCUUCACUGUUCCCUGGACUGGGUAUCAAUGGGAGUGGGGGCAAUGGCUUAUUUGGCGAGGGCUUUCCUGAUCUUGAGCAAAUGCAGCAACCAUUUAUUUCGAAUCCCAAUUUAGUGAGAGAAAUAAUGAACACACCUGCUAUGCAGAAUUUAAUAAAUAAUCCCGAGAUAGUGCGGAAUCUUAUAAUGAAUAACCCACAGAUGCAAGAGCUCAUGGAUCGAAACCCUGAGCUAGCUCACAUACUUAAUGAUCCCAGCACUCUCCGCCAGACCCUUGAAGCUACAAGGAACCCUGAGAUCAUGCGUGAAAUGAUGAGAAAUACAGACAGAGCAAUGAGCAACAUUGAAUCUUCUCCUGAGGGAUUCAACAUGCUGAGGCGCAUGUAUGAAAAUGUUCAAGAACCACUUUUAAAUGCCACUACAAUGGCUGGUAAUACAGGAAAUAAUGCCGCAAUGUCAGGGACUCAUGGUGGCCAAGCCAGGGACCAAUCAACUAAUCCCUCAACUACUAGUUCUGAAGCAACUGCUGGUUCUCCCUUACCCAAUACUAACCCGCUUCCUAAUCCUUGGUCCUCUACUGCAACUGGAGGUGCCCAAAAUAAUACUAGAAGGUCAACCACUGGUGGGGAUGCUAGGCAGCAAGCACCUAGUGGCUUGGGAGGACUAGGUAUGCCAGACCUUGAAGGCAUGCUGGGUGGCAGUGCAAUGCCAGAUGCUGCUUUAUUGACCCAGCUAAUGCAAAAUCCGGCCAUCUCACAAAUGAUGCAAAGUAUCCUUUCAAACCCGCAAACUUUGAAUCAGAUUCUUGGUGUUAAUACUGAACAGCGUGGCAUGCCUGAUUUAAAUUCGCUAAGAGAAGUAAUGCAAAAUCCAGAGUUUCUUCGCUUGUUUUCUUCACCUGAGACAUUGCAGCAACUCUUGUCUUUCCAGCAAGCUCUUCUGUCUCAACUUGGUCAGCAGCAAUCAACACGGGAAUCGGGUCAAACUGGUGGAGGCCCUGGAUCGUUGAACAACAUGGGUUUGGAGAUGUUAUCGAGCAUGUUUGGUGGACUUGGAGCUGGUAGCCUAGCUGUUCCAAAUAGAUCAAAUGAGCCACCAGAGCAAUUGUAUGCCACCCAGCUUUCACAGCUUCAAGAGAUGGGAUUUUUUGACACGCAAGAGAACAUAAGGGCUCUCACUGCGACUUCUGGGAAUGUUCAUGCUGCAGUUGAACGGCUUUUGGGGAACUCUGGUCAAUAGCGGAUAAUAUUGGCAAAUUCCUUUCAUGAAGUUCUCUUCCGUAGAGAUUUGAGGUUGAUCACUUUGAACCCAGUACUGUUCAAGCACCUUUCUGGGUGUUUACAUCAAAUAAAAAAUCUGUCCAAAUUAUAGUGGUCAGAGCUGAAAUUGUGCAGAUUAUGUAUACAUUGGAUUGUGAUCGUUCCCUCCCUUUCCCCUCUCCCCCUUUUCGAGUUCUCAUGGUCCUAUUUUAUUCAUGUACAUACUUAUAUGAAAACUAGUAUUGGACGCAGCAUGAGAGCAUAAAUAUUUUCAAUGUGAAUUGAGUUUUAUACCAUUCUUUUGUAUUAAUACUUAAUAACUCCAUAAGUACUGAUUUGGCAGGUGG
Gastrolobium bilobum is the source of this 2162-nucleotide messenger RNA. RefSeq names its product ubiquitin domain-containing protein DSK2b-like. Gene Ontology annotation, molecular function: polyubiquitin modification-dependent protein binding. Gene Ontology annotation, cellular component: cytosol. The transcript is spliced from 8 exons. NCBI's taxonomy places the organism in Eukaryota, Viridiplantae, Streptophyta, Magnoliopsida, Fabales, Fabaceae. The record is from RefSeq and is a predicted model, not a curated record. Gene Ontology annotation, biological process: ubiquitin-dependent protein catabolic process. The coding region runs from base 170 to 1795 and encodes 541 amino acids.